Scomber scombrus (Atlantic mackerel) is the source of this 4038-nucleotide messenger RNA. RefSeq names its product coiled-coil domain containing 180 (gene ccdc180). Lineage: Eukaryota; Metazoa; Chordata; Actinopteri; Scombriformes; Scombridae. The record is from RefSeq and is a predicted model, not a curated record. The transcript is spliced from 36 exons. The annotation marks the transcript as partial.
AUGGGUCAGACAGGAUCUUCUUUGCCCUGUUUAGCCCCCGAGAGUCUGCAAUGUCCUCCAGGUAGGAGCAGGGGGCAGCCAGGGAGAGCAGGGGGCAGCCAGGUGCAGCUGUCCAGGAGUCUACUGGCUGGACUUAAAGACAGGAGGACAGACUCUGCUGAUAACAGCCACACACGCUGCAGCUCAGCCAGCAGGGGGCAGCACCUGGACCAUGAUGAAGAUGAAGAAGAAGAAGAUGAUGACGUUAAUGAUGUCAGCAUACUUCCUGACACUGUGGGUUCGUAUCCUGACAGCCAAUCACAGCUCUACCUGUACCUGACAGCCAAUCACAGCUCUACCUUGGUCGAUCGUCCGAGCUCUGACAUCAUCGAACGUCUGACGCAGAAGAAAAAUAAAAAACACAAAGAGGCCGUUAAACAGCUGGAAGCAGAUCUGACAUCACUCACACAGGUGUGUGAGACUCAGGUGAGGACCAUCAGCAUGGACCUGCUGUCCUCUCUGCAGGACGUAGACCUCAGAUUGGACAUCCUGAAGGACAGAAUGGAGCAGUUGGAACACGUCAGUCUGCAGGAGCUGUGUGGUCUCUGGGAGGAGGUGGAGGAGGAGGUGAAGCUGAAGAAGAUCAGGAUCGUGGAGCUGAACCUCAAACUGACUGAAUGUGAAACUCAACGAAGCAACAAGAUCAGAGCUCUCCUCAGGACAUACCGCCACCUGCUGGAGAAGAUCAGCUCCCAGCCGCCUGCUGACAUCCACAGACUGAUCCACAGCGAGGCCACGAUGCUGAAUCAGUGUUUACUGGCUAACCGACGCAGCACCGCUCGCCUCCUGCUGCUCCUCCAGGAGGAGAACCUGCAGCAGGAGUCACUCCUCCGUCUGCACUGGGAGGACUGUCUGAACCGCUGGAGGAGAAGCAGAGUCAGCCAGGUGGUAGACAGGUUCAGGAGUGUGUGCGGUACAGAUGUGGAGCAGCAGCUGGUCUCGGAGCGGCAGGUCGUUCAGGAAAUGAGACAGACUCAGAAUCAGCUGACUGAACAACGCUGUGACAUCAUCAGUAAGAUCAGCCUCCUGGUCCCGCCCACCUGCUCCACGUCUCUGGUCUGUGAUUGGUUCAGUCAGCUGACAGCCGUCAAUCAACAGAUCGACAGUCUUCACUCUGAUCUCCUCCAUCAGCUGCGUUGCAGAUGUGAGCAGGUGUGGCAGGAUCGUCUGACAGAGGUGCAACGCUGUGAGGAGGCGCUCUCAGCUUUGCAGCUGUCAGAGGAGGAGGUGACAGACAUCAUCAGCUCUCAGAUCUUCACUCUGAUUGGACAAAGCCAGAGACAGGAAGAAGAGCGAUUGGCUGCUUUAGAGGUGUGGGCGGAGUCAGUGUCAGGUGAUGCGCUCCGUGUCAGCAGGGGUGUGUUUGCAGUGAUGCGAGCAGCGGCGUUGCUAUGGGAGACGCACCACUGCAGCGUGCAGAGCAGAGAAGAAGAAGUGCAGAGACACCUGGAUGAGGUCAGACGCUCCCAGGAACAGCUGAUCCAGAGGAAGAAGGUGCGUCUGGACGACCUGCUGGGAGGACUGAGACAGGAAGGCAGCGAGGACAAUCUGAGGAUCAGUCUGCAAAGGACCGUCCAAUACCUGCAGGACAUCAAACACAGCUGCAGUCAGUGUGUAUCUGAGCAGUGGGAAGUGUUGGAUCUUCUCCCCUCAGAGUUUCAGCAGGAGCUUCUCUCCUACAGCAGCAGUCUCUGCUCCUUCUACCAGCUCAGCAGCACCUACACACCGAGUCCAGAAGAAUUGCAGAACCUCCAUCUGACAUCCAGCACGCUGAACAGCAGAGACACUGAGGAGACCAAUCCAGAGGACAUGACAGAGAAACAUCCAAUCAGCUGUCACAAUGAUGCCCAGCCCUCUCAGGAUUGGCUGGCCGAGGUGAAGUUCAGAGCUGAGUCCUCUCUGCUGGAGCUCUAUGACAUCAGCGCCUAUGUCACGUUUACAUCAGCGAGGGGCGUGGCCUACACUGGCCCUGCCUUCAGAUGCCCCGCCCCCGACCUGCCGUACAACCUGCAGCAGGAAACACACCUGAACCUGUUUCCUGUGGAGCUGCUGACACACACAUUGAGCAGGACUCGGACUCUGUUCUUGGAUCACCUGGAGCAGCGUUUCCAUGACGUCCUCAGCUCAGCCGUUGCCAUGGUAACAGACAGGAAGGACGCGGUGCGUUUGGACCAGGAACUCCAACUGCAGCAGCUCGACCCCCAAAACAUCCAGACACACAUAUACCUGCCACGCCUGGUGUUGUUGUCCUGCAGGACGGAGCUGCAGCAGCUGCAAACGUCUCUCAGCACCAAGAACCAGGAACUCAUCCUGACCCUGUCCAACAUGGAGGACACCGUCCUCACAGCUGACUGCAGCCAGAGUGUGGAGGCUGUUAUCUCCACCCUGCAGGACUGUGUGGAUCAUCAUAUCAAACAGACUCAGCAGAGUCAGACGUCCUUCAGACAGACGGUUCAGGUCCGGCUGGACGACCUGAGACACCGAACCACCCGACUCCUCGACUCCUUCAGGCUGUUCAGUGAGGGAGGAGACUUUGCUCCUCAGGAGGUUCGGCUGUUCCAGAGACGACUGAAGGAGGAGAGCAAACAGCUGAGUGUGACUGAAGAAAACAUCUACAUCCAGCUGGAGGCCUUCCAGUCCCUGAGCCUGCAGCAGGUGAACGAGGUGUCAGGUCAGUUUGAGGAGAAACUUUCUCUUCUUCACUCUGAGCUGAAAUUCACUGAAAAGAUCCAGAAAAUCAUCAGCAGCACACAAGUUCACAUCAAGGCUGAGGCAGCCAGCAGUAAUCAGCAACAGUCAAAGAUCAACAACAGGUUGGAAGAUUUAAAGAGGAUGAUGGACGAUGAAGAGGUGUCUUCAGAUCAGGUUUGUUCGUUCUUGUCUUCGGUCAGUGAAGAACUCAGGAAGCGAUGUCACUACCUGGACCUUUCAUUGGACAGCGUGUCUCUGUCAGCCAGGUCCAGGUCCAGGUCCAGGAGGGAGGUGCACUCAGCUCCCCCUGCUGGUUUACUGCAGCCCUGCAGGUCAGGUGUUGACUUCCUGGAUGAUCCUGCUGUGGGCGUGGUCAAGACCCUGAACAGGCUCAGCGACUCGGAGGACAGACGGCAGAGUGGAGGAACAGCUGCAGGUCAGAGUUCUGUCCAACGUCCUCAAUACAGAAGCACUGAGACUGCCAGUGCUCUGAGUCAGUCGGCCUCUCUGAUUGGCUCUCUGUGUUUCAGCUCCUUCAGCUCCAUCAUCACCUCGCUGCUCUGGAAGGCCAACGAUGUCCUGCUGCUGGUUGCCGAGGACUUCUACCAGAGCGAGCGCUGCGUCCUCAGCAGGUUUCAUCUGGUCUCUGACAGUCUGGACCAAUGGGCUGAGAGCAUGCAGCAAAGGCUGCUGGGAUACCAGGAACAGGCCAGGAGGUUACUGAGCAUGAGCAGAGAAGCUUUGAUCAGUAACUUUGAGCGGCAGCAGGAGGCGGAGCUUAUAGAGGAAGUGGGCGGAGUCACAGAGAUGCUGGAGGAGACGCAGUCAGCCAGCGAGGAGCAGAAGGCGCUGAACGUCCGUCAGCUGCGAGCGUCUCUCAGUGAGGACGAGUGUGUGUCUCUGCACAGCAGGGAGCGGCUCCGACAGCAGCAGCUCCACAGCGCCAUCUGCUGCUCACACCUGGACCUGCAGGAGCGUCUCCGAGUCCGAGGGGAGGACUUUGUGACAUCACUGUCCGCUCUGACGGAGAAGCUGCUCCAUCAGCUGGAUCAGCUGAUCACGCCCUCAGCUGGAUCAGCUGACCUCAUCCUCAGCACCACUGACUCACCAGUAUCUGUUUCCAUGGCAACGACAGCAUCCAUCACCACGACCAGAUGCACCCUGGGACACCUGGCUGUUAUAGAGCAGAGAGACACUGCUGUGAAGAGGUUUGAGCUGUUGUUCAGGGAGGAGUUGUCACGUUCAGAUUCCAACAAAGAAAAACGACUGAGAGACCUGCAGAGCUGGAGCACACACUGGAGCCAGCAG